Molecule: messenger RNA, 2205 nt
Organism: Folsomia candida
Lineage: Eukaryota; Metazoa; Arthropoda; Collembola; Entomobryomorpha; Isotomidae
Exons: 7
Coding region: 160-1386 (408 amino acids)
Source: RefSeq, a predicted model, not a curated record
CGUGCAAUCUGCUACUAACCCACAUAUUCCAGCUGACGAGCAUGGAAUUCUAGUUUUAUUAUUAUUGAAGGUGCUAUUUUCUGGUCGUAUUUUUAUAAAAUUACAUAUAUAUUACCUGCAUAUUGUACGUAUAUAACUGUUAAGAUUACGUAUAACACUAUGGACACAAAGGCGAGCGUGGAGUUAAUGGAGUCAAUUUUUGAGAAUGAAUUGUUGCUGGCAAACAUAUUCUCCUGGUUGGACCUGGACACGAUUAAAAUAGUUCGUCUCAUUAACACAAAAUGGGAAAGCGUCGCACGGAAAAGGUUUUCUGAAAUUAGUCUGGUUUUUGUUCGCCUGAAGUUCGACUUAAGCUCCGCCAAUACCCGGAUAAAAUUGGACCUUAACAACAAGCCCUUUCUUACCUUGUGGUUAGACGAUGGCAAUGAUAUCAUAACACCACUCUACGAUCAACUCGCACCUUUCAAAAAUUUUAAAUUGGUGUUUACAAUUUAUGCGGAAACAGUAAUCAGCGAUGAAAGGAUGGAAGAAGCGUAUUUUUGUUUGAACCAGCUUAUACGAUACUUGUGGCGUCCAAAUGGGUCCCUAACGCAUUCCAUGGGGUUCUUUCAAAAUACGUCUAAGGAUUUAUUACGUUCGAUUAUUGACGGAUACAAUGCCUUUUCACACGUGGAAAUUGAGGCAGGAGAAUACGUCUGGUUUAUUAAUACUUCCGACCUUCCAAAGAUGAUUUGUCACACGAUAAGAAUUAAUCCUACCACGUUUCCUCUCACAAAUGUAUCCAACGUGUUUUCGCAUUAUGUGAAUACGAAAAAAAUCAUUUUCGAGGACGCGUCUUUAAUCAAUUUAGACCAGGUGGUCCGAGCCAUUAUUGGAACAGGGGAACAAUUCGGUAAACUGGAGGAAAUCGAUGUAACGAUGAAAAUGAACUUUAAUCAACUCGCAGCCCUUGCAGGACUGCGUGGGUUAAAAAGAUUGAAAAUACGAAUUAAUGAUACGAUUAUAUCGGAAAGUCCAAUGCCAGCAUUGCAGGAAUGCAUCACGAAACAUGCCGCAACGCUGGAGUUUUUGCAUUUGGAGUGGAUGAGAUGCAGGGUUACGUCGGAAUUAAGUAAACUUGAUUCCAUUGAAUUCCAAAAAUUAAGGAAGCUUUACUUCGGAAAAAAUUUGCUAUUCGAGGACGUUGCGGAACACGAGGUUGACCUUUUCGAUCUGCAUGUGGCAAUUCAGAACGGGACUUUACGUAAAAAUUUCCCGGUAUUGAAAAUGAUCGAAAUCAUGGAACCAUCGGAGACGUUCUAUCCAGUUUUGAAUUCAAGCAAUAUUUCCGAACUUGGAGUGAAAUAUGGCAUUCAAGUCAUGUAUAAUGGGGCUUUGAGAGGGUGAAAUUAAUCAUCCAUGAAUUUUACGAAAGCUUGUCGAAGUUAUCAAGCACCAAAAGUAUAAAUACAGUAUUUUUUGUUAGUUAAGAACGUGUUUAAUUUAAUUAAAAAUAUUUUUCUGCUGUGCAAAACUACUUAAUUAAACUGCAAAUUCCACAAAGAUGUAUUUCACUUUGCUUUAACAGUACAAAAUAUGUAUGUAAAGUAAUUAGAACAUCGGCAAUAUCUUAGGUCAAACAGUUCCUAUCUCACAAAGAUAACAUAACUUUAUGUAAUCAAUGGUAGGAUAUUAGCAAGACCAAAACAUGGCACAAACUACUAAACCGUAUGCAUACACCGCAAUUGAUAUUGUAAACAUUAUUCUCUAUAGAUAAACUUGGAGCUGGGAUAUGUCUACAUAAAUAUAUACAUAGAUCAAAGCUACAUACGUAUGUAGUGGAAUGCAGUGUUGAAAUUGAAAAUAAAUAAAUUGGAAACGUGCACCCACACAAAGAAUAAAAUAAUUUGCUGAUUAUUUACAGUAAUAAAUAUAGUUUUGAAUAUCUGGCGAAGCCUGUUUGUCCCACAGAGUCGCAAAAUUGUCUAAAAGUCAAGCAACACUGGUUCCUUUUAACGUGUAAAAUUUCAUCAUGAGUCAUGAAAUGAUUUUCCCAAUACUUCUCCGCCUGUUUAAUGGUUUUACUCUUAGGAUUAAGCGGAUCAGGUGAAAGAGAUAAUAUUUGGCUAAUCUCCUCUAAAAUAUUUCAAUUGGGUUAAAGUAUGCAAUCGAAAACAAAUUAAGUGAUAUGUGCAUGGAUAAUAAAUUGCUGUCGUUCGUAGUAAA